AUGAAUAAUGUGGAUCUUCGUCACUUGAGCCAGACCGAGGACUCGAAUGAAAUAGAGGUGGGGAUCGACUUGGCCGAUUACUACAUCUCCGUCGAGUGGGACAUAUUAAAAGUGCCUGCGAAAAGAAAUGAAAAAUUUUACAGUUGUUGUGAGGAGCCCUAUCCCGAUAUAAUAUUUAACAUAACAUUACGCCGUAAAACAUUAUUCUACACCGUAAAUUUAAUCAUACCUUGUGUGGGUAUAUCGUUUUUAUCAGUGCUGGUGUUUUACUUGCCGAGUCAUAGUGGUGAAAAGGUAUCAUUGUCAAUAUCAAUAUUACUAUCAUUAACAGUAUUCUUUCUAUUGCUUGCCGAGAUAAUCCCUCCUACGUCAUUGACAGUGCCGCUUCUCGGUAAAUAUUUGUUGUUUACAAUGGUGCUGGUAACUCUGUCUGUGGUAGUGACUAUUGCCGUGUUAAAUGUUAACUUUCGUUCGCCGGUGACACAUCAUUUGCCCGGUUUACCAGUUACAAUACCACCAGUACCAGUGCCUCCAUCUGUUACAACAAUACCCAACUCGAGGUACGGCGACCUACCCAUUCCCGUAGUGGCUCCACGUUUUGAUGAGUCUGCAUUGCCGCCUAUACCGCUCCCUGGUGGUGGCGAUGAUGAACUGUUCGUACCCGCCAGUCCGGGAUACGUUCACGACGACGCCAGUCCGACGUUCGAGCGACCACUUGCCAGGGAAAUCGAAAAAACCAUUGAAGACGCACGUUUUAUUGCUCAACACGCCAAGAACAAGGACAGGUUCGAAAGUGUGGAAGAAGACUGGAAGUACGUAGCAAUGGUUCUCGACAGAAUUUUCCUUUGGUUUUUUACGAUUGCUUGUUUUUUUGGUACGGCUCUCAUUAUCCUACAGGCCCCGAGCCCGUACGACGAGACCAAACCAAUAGACAUUAUUUAUAGCAAAAUCGCCCAGAGGAAGAUGAUGCUGAAGAACAUGGGUCCCGAGGAGGAUGACUAG
Molecule: messenger RNA, 1002 nt
Organism: Cotesia congregata
Lineage: Eukaryota; Metazoa; Arthropoda; Insecta; Hymenoptera; Braconidae
Source: the annotation of a GenBank genome assembly